AUGUCGGGGAAUACAAACGACGACUACUUCUCCGAGCCGGACGAAGACGAUGACGACGAAAUCGACUUUGUACCGGGAGCCGAAGAGGACGAUGAUGAUGACGAGGACGAAGCGCUUCUGCUACUCGACGGAGAAUUAUCACUGGAUUCGAAUCAAAAACUCCGUUACCGAGGAGAAGGCUUUCGAUUAGAAUCCAGUUUACCCAUUCCGUGGAAUGUGUUGGAUAUUAGAGCAGCACAAUCGUUCAAAGGCUCAGCGACGCAGAACCGAACCCUGGAAUUCGUCAUGAUGGGACCGUGCGAUCUGCAUCCAAGCCAAGGAAAACCCACACCGCGGACGAUGCAAGUCACUUUGACGUUACAAGACGCCAAGUCCUCCGUGUCGAUCCUCAAUAGAAAGGGGAAAACAGUUGGGACGCAGGAAGGAAAUGAAGAAGAGGAUCUUACACCUGAGUCGAAGGCAUCGUCCGUGAGUUAUAACAUCUACGGCAUUCAACAAGACGCAAACGGCGGUGAUUUGCUCGAAUUCCAGGGUGCUUUUGCUCCCGUCUCCAUUGAAAGUAAUGUAGACAAUGGAACAUCCAUUGCUUUGGUGUGUCGAGUAAGACUACUCCCACCUGCGCCAGCAGCAGUAACCACCGCAGCAACGUCGCCGGCGGCCGCCGUCGGCUCCACAGCCAAAGAUAGUAGCGACGAAGAUUUCGACGACGCGGACGACGAAGUCGAUUAUGAUGAACUGAUUGCUCUACAUGAAGACGCCGGUCUUUCGGUUGAUGAUUUGCGAAAACGGUAUCAUGAAGGUGAUGGUGGAACAACGACUACCGAAAGUCCCAGCAAACGCUCCAGGCAGCCCGCUGCGCAAUUCUCAUCAUCUCAACCAGAGAACGAUGAUGAUGGCGACGACGAUUUUGGGUUUUGAGACGUGGACCUAUCAUUGGGAUCUUUUUUCGUUACCGGUCACCUUGGUAAAUUACAACUAUGUAUUUUAAAUGAAUUGCAGAAAUUG
Molecule: messenger RNA, 1005 nt
Organism: Phaeodactylum tricornutum CCAP 1055/1
Lineage: Eukaryota; Bacillariophyta; Bacillariophyceae; Surirellales; Neidiaceae
Exons: 1
Coding region: 1-918 (305 amino acids)
Source: RefSeq, a predicted model, not a curated record